Mesitornis unicolor (brown roatelo) is the source of this 941-nucleotide messenger RNA. RefSeq names its product organic solute carrier partner 1 (gene OSCP1). The transcript has 9 exons. The annotation marks the transcript as partial. Lineage: Eukaryota; Metazoa; Chordata; Aves; Mesitornithiformes; Mesitornithidae. Gene Ontology annotation, cellular component: cytoplasm; plasma membrane. The record is from RefSeq and is a predicted model, not a curated record. Gene Ontology annotation, biological process: transport.
AUGAAUGGACAGAUGUGGACAGGAAACGAGUUAUGAAUGACAUCAUCACAACCAUGUUCAAUAAAAAAUUCAUGGAAGAGCUGUUUAAACCGCAGGAUCUCUACUCCAAGAAAGCUCUGCGGACAGUGUACGACCGCCUCGCCCACGCGUCCAUCAUGCGGCUCAACCAGGCCAGCAUGGACAAGCUGUACGACCUCAUGACCAUGGCGUUCAAGUACCAAGUGCUGCUGUGCCCGCGGCCCAAGGACAUCCUGCUGGUCACCUUCAACCACCUGGACGCCAUCAGGGAUUUCGUGCGCGAUUCCCCGGGCAUUAUGAACCAGGUGGACGAGACUUUCCGGCAGCUGAUCGAGACCUAUGGCUGUCUCUCUGCUGGGGAAUUUCAGCUCAUCAGGCAAACACUCCUCAUCUUUUUUCAGGACAUGCACAUCAGGGUCUCGAUCUUCCUGAAGGAUAAAGUGCAGAACUCCAACGGUCGCUUUGUGCUGCCGAUAUCGGGCCCAGUUCCGUGGGGCACAGAAGUCCCAGGGCUCAUCAGGAUUUUUAAUCACAAUGGAGAUGAAGUUAAAAGAACGGAGUUCACCACUGAUGGAAAUUACGUUACUCCGCAAAGGGAAGGAUCUUUUGAUCUCUAUGGAGACAGAGUCCUCAAACUUGGAACAAACAUGUACAGCGUCAGUCGGCCAGUGGAGACGCACAUGUCGGGAUCGGCCAAGAACUCGGCAUCCCACGCAAAGGAGGACAUAGCCCCUAACCCCCUUGUUAAAGAAGAGCUGAACUUUCUGGCCAGGCUGCUGGGAGGUCUGGACGUGAAGGAACCCGGUGGCAGCGAGACGAGAUUUCGGCUGAACUUGUUCACAACCGACGAGGAGGAAGAACACGCUGCACUGACGAGACCGGAGGAGUUCUCUUACAAGGUUAUCAACAUAGAAGCCACGCAG